Fusarium redolens is the source of this 396-nucleotide messenger RNA. RefSeq lists its product as uncharacterized. NCBI's taxonomy places the organism in Eukaryota, Fungi, Ascomycota, Sordariomycetes, Hypocreales, Nectriaceae. The record is from RefSeq and is a predicted model, not a curated record. The coding region runs from base 1 to 396 and encodes 131 amino acids. The transcript has 3 exons.
AUGUUGAACCAUACCAUUGCACGUCCAACAAUCGGAUCUUUGCCCGUGCUCUUCUUGUGGCACGACACAUGGUGGCAUGGGACGACCACAGCAAGCCUACCAUUGACUAUGGGCCUUUGGCUUCACGUCGUGGCGCCGGCUGGCCCGAAAAGAAAACACCACAACAUAUUCAUAGACGCACAGCACGCCCCUCCUAUUCCUGUUGAGGGUUUCUUGCCCUGGCCUGGUACUGUCCUGGGCUUGGGCGUGGACCAUAGACGGGGGCAAUCACCAUGCAUCGUCUCAAGUAAGGUCAACUCCGAGAGGGAUGCGCAAAAGCUCGGUGUCAUUGGAUAUGACCAUGGCGGGCGCUCUCGUCCCAUGGCCCCACGUUUCGACGAACCACAAACCGUUUAA